This is a messenger RNA of Carassius gibelio (silver crucian carp), 6107 nucleotides long. Its product is annotated as opioid-binding protein/cell adhesion molecule. The record is from RefSeq and is a predicted model, not a curated record. Lineage: Eukaryota; Metazoa; Chordata; Actinopteri; Cypriniformes; Cyprinidae. Gene Ontology annotation, cellular component: neuron projection. The transcript has 8 exons. Bases 1195 to 2289 code for a protein of 364 amino acids.
GCCAACUUAGCGACUUUGUCGCUAGAUUUAGCGACUUUUCAGACCCCCAUAGCGACUUUUUUCCAAAAAAGCGACUAGCGACAAAUCUGGCGACUUUUUUUGACAGACCUUAUUUAGUCUCUGAGACUCUCCGGUACUGCCGCACGAGCUCUCUCUCUCUCGCUCUCUCUCUCUCCCAGCGUGCGCACACGCCUCUCUCUCUCUGCAUCUGCUUCUGCUAUGUUCAGCGAGCAGAGAGAAGCAGCACUUUCAGUUAAAAAAAUAUAUUCUGUUGCUUCUAACUCUAUUUUACAUAAAAAUUUUGCCGAAAUCACAGUACAAUCAUUAUCUUAAUCUUAUGUGUAUGUGAUUUCAUUAGACAAUGUCGUGAAUAGGAUUUUAGUGCAGAGAUUAACAUCUUUGAGAGCUGGUUAUGUAUUCUUAAUGGACCGCGUUUCAGUCAUUAUAAUAUUAAUUCCGUUGUCGGACAACAGAAACAUUAAAAUAUAAUAAUAAAAAACUUUUAUUGAGAAUUUUGGCUGCCUUAAAACGCAGUACGUGAGCAUAGAAAGGGCAAGAUAAUAUGACGCACUUACGUCAUGAAUAUGCUAAUUAGCAUAUGACGUCAUCUAGCGACAUUUAGCGACUUUUCAGGCAGGGUUUAGCUACUUUCCAUUGAAAGAAGUUGGCAACACUGGUUUCUUCACCUAUCUGUGCACAAGAGCACCACCGAGCGCGUUCUCUCUGUCUCCAGGAGUAUUUCAGCUUCUUUCCACACACAGCCAGCCCGUUUCAGCACCCCCGGAGGUGUUCACGCACUGAACAUCAUCUCGCAGUCGCGUUCAGUUUGUACGGGUCUAAUUAAAGUGAAUUUGAAGACGACGAGGCACAGAACGAAGCAUCUAGAGCGCGCGCAUCCCUCGGAGAGCGCGAGCAACAUAUGUGCUGCCUCUGAAGACUCGGUACAGCACCUCAGUGUGUCUGAAAACGCGUGAAAAAAACGUUUCACCCGACUGUUGAAAACUUUCAAGGAAUAUUUACGAGCGUUUUGAAGGAUUUCCUGUCAGUAACACUGAGUAAAACUAAUACUUUUGGGGAUAUUUAGAGGACGGAAUACGAAGUGAACGCUGCGUUCCGAGGGGAAUCACAUUUACGCUCUUUCGGUUCCACGCUUCUUUUUGCGGACGGAAGUUUCUGAGUUUUCUAACGGAAAAAAUGGGCUUAACUGGUUAUUUUGAGCUGCAGUGGAAAUGCCUGGUUGUUGUGGCUCUAAGACUGCUGUUCCUUGUGCCCGCAGGAGUGCCAGCGAGAAGCGGAGAUUCUUAUUUAAAGGACAACAUCACUGUCAGACAAGGAGACAGUGCUGUCUUGAAGUGCAAUGUGGACAACAAAGUAUCGCGGGUGGCAUGGCUCAACCGGACUACUAUCCUCUUCACAGGGAAUGAAAAAUGGUCGUUGGACCCCCGGGUGGUCCUGUUAAACACAGCAGUCACCGAAUACAGUAUAAAGAUCAUAAACGUGAACUUAUACGACGAGGGGCCGUACGUGUGUUCCAUCCUCACGAACAAGAAACCAGAAUCAACCAAAGUUCAUCUCAUCGUACAAGUUCCUGCCAGGAUUGUAAACAUAUCAGCGGAUGUUUCGGUGAACGAGGGUAGUAACGUAAGCCUCAUGUGUCUGGCCAUCGGACGACCUGAACCCAGCAUUUUUUGGAAAUUCCGUUCUUCAAAAGGUGAUGGAAAAGAAAGUCAGAAAGGAUUGGGGCUCCCAAGUGAACUAAUGUCUGACCGACAGAUAGGUAAUAGAAUCAUAACUGAGGGUGAAUACGUGGAAAUGACUGGAAUCACCAAAGACAUGUCCGGCUCGUACGACUGCAUCACGUCAAACGACAUCUCGCCUCCAGACGUGAGGACUGUUCAGGUCACCGUAAACUAUCCACCUGUCAUCUCGCGAGCUCGGAGCACAGGAACGGCUGUUGGCCAGAAAGGAGUUUUGUGGUGCGAGGCGUCUGCUGUUCCUCUGGCUGAUUUUCAGUGGUAUAAGGGGGAGCGCAGACUCUUCAACGGACUCAACAGGGUCAAGAUCGAAAACAAGGGGAAACAGUCCAUGCUAACGUUCUUUAACGUCUCGGAAGAGGACUACGGGAACUACACCUGCGUGGCCAUGAACACCCUGGGAAUAACAAAUGCCAGCAUUAUUUUGUACGGCCCUGGAGCGAUACACGACAUGAACAACGCAGCCUUAUCGCCAACCAGCUCAUUCUUGCUUCUGACUCUGGUUUUAACUCUGUCGUUCAUCAGCAAGUUUUGAUGCUAAAGCAGCGUGUCCGUUUCUCCAUACACAAACAGACUCACAGUCCCACACACACAGAGAAGAAGAGUACUUUAUCAGUUAUUAUUAUGGUCAUCAUCAUUUGAAUUAUUUUGUGUGGGUUUAUGAGUCUGUAAUAAGAUGCUUUGGGAUUUAACCGUGUUUUGAAACAGUGAACUGGACUGUGAAUGGAGUCAGUUUGUUAGCUGGGUAGAAAUAAUAUAGAACCACUAUAUGUCUCUCCAACCUUUUGUAUGUGAAAAGAGAAGCAAACAUUCAUGUAAUCGUGAAUAACUGAAUGGUUUUUCGCUCAGUAUUGAACAGUGUGAAUUGAGGUGUCCUGUUUUCCUGUAAAAUAACAUGAUUUUUCUUUCUUUAAAAAAAAAUAAUUGAUAAAAAAAUUACAAACAGCAAAAAAAAAAAAAAAAGAAAGAAAAGAAAUGUAAAAGCUUCAGUGGGCCCAGAAGCUAUUUGGACACUUGAGUCACACUUACAAAUGUCUGAAUGGCAUCAACAAGCAAAUUAUCACUUUUCUCUGAACUUUUCAAUUUUCAUCCUCUUACAUUUUUUCCCCCCAGUUUCUUUUAAUUCCCUUUAAACGUGUUUUUUAGUGGAUGUAUGAAAUCACUUCUCCAGUGUAAUUCAUAGAAUAAACUGCAAUAUGAACAUUGACUUUUUAACAGCUCUAACACCACUACAAUGAUAUUACCUAAUAGAGGACAAAAUAAAUUGCAGAAUUAUCAGCACUUAAGUAAUGGCUGUUGAAAAUAAAGCCUUUCCAUCACAGAAAUAAAUAACAUUUUAAAACUUACAAAAAGAAACAAUGUAUUAAUAUAUUUAAAAAAUGUCUUUUAUUUCUGUGAUGGCAAAGCUGAAUAACUCCAGUGAUAAUGCUACUGUUUGUUUGGUCGAAUGAUUUGUCAUCAUACAAUGACAUUUACGCAUAACGUGUGACAUAAAUGUCCAAAUACAUUUUUGGGGAUGCUGUAUGUGAUAUUUGAUUUACUGUACAUGUACAGAUGUAUGCAAAUACUGUUCACACACACAUAAGAUCUAUGCGUUCAAUAUAAUAUAGCACACAGUUCCUAAAAACCUAGUGCAUCCUCAAAACUCAUCUGCCAUUGACCGUGUUCAAAUGACAAAGGAAUCACACAAUAACCUGCACGUGUUCUUGUACUGAGCUGACAUAGUUCCAAGCAGUAAGACUCCUUACCUAGUCUAAUAUGUUUUACGCUGCUCAUAGAGAUGUUUUUAAUGUAGACGCAGACAGUACGCCCUAAUGUAAGCUACAUCAGAUCUGUUCCUCAUAUAAAGACCCUUAAGGAUGACAGCUGUUGUGAGCUGUAGAACCAUAAACGUACCAAAUGAGACUGGAACCGAUCAGAACACUCCAGAUCGUCCAAAAGAGUGAUUGGUCUUGAUCUCCACAGGUCACAUUUUAUAUCACAUCAGUGUAAAUUCUGUUGUAAAUCCCUUUCCAGAGACAUUUGUGUUGUUUAAAACCAACCGAGUUUGCUUUGGAUGACUCUACUGGAGCGUUUCAACUUCUUUCUCAGGUUUUUGGUGCUGAGUUUCUUUUAAGUGUGUAUGAUUUAUAUUCUUGAGUCUUGGUGAAUUAAAUUUGACAGAAGCCAAAACGGUUAUCACCAACGAUAUAAUAAAAUGAUGAUAUUUAAUAACUUCUGAGGACAAAGAAGUCCCAGUAACAGACAUAUUUCCUUGCGUAUCUGUGGGUGAUAACCAUCAAUUUAUCCGUGAUCUUUAGUGCUAAUUUCCACACUAAUAUAAUGUCAUAUAAAUGUCACAUUGUGCAUGUCUGAGCAGGUGGAAGAAUAUGGUAAUCUCAGAUUUCAUCUAUUUCAUAUUCCAUAUCUUUCCUUUCAUAAGUCUGCUGAUUUAGCAGCCGUACUUUCGUACUCGUUACUCUAUGAAAGCCGACCAACACGAUCAUAAGGGACUUAGGAGACCCACCAGAAAUGUCUACUUAUCAGUAGCCGGCAGUUCAUCCAAAAUUAAAAAAAUAAAAUGCUGAAAAUGUACUCACCCUCAGGCCAUUCAACAUGAGUUUGUUUCUGUAUCGAAACACAUUUGGAGAAAGGUAGCAUUACAUCACUUGCUCACCAAUGAAACCAUCUGCAGUGAAUGGGUGCCGCUAGAAUGAGAGCCCAAACAGCUGCAAACAAUAGUUUGAUGUCGAUGAUAGAUUGGGGUAGUGUGGAUUACUUGUCGAUUAUCAUUGUUUUUUCCCCUGAGCUGUUUGGACUCUCAUUGUGACGGCACCCAUUCACUGCAGAGGAUCCACUGGUGAGUAGCUGAUACAAAGGUUGAGUACAUUAUGACUUUUAGGUGAAAAUUCCUUUAAAAGUUGCCUAACCUCUAAGGAAAUACAGACAGUCCCAAGCACUCAACACACACGGCUAACAUUACAGAGCUGAAAUGAGACCUUGUCUGUGAGCUGUCUGCAUUCAGCUUCAGUGAGCACUGUCAACAGUGCAAGACAAACACUCUGAGGUGGGAAUGAUUCAAGUCCAAGGUCUGCCACAUCACAGAGAAAUAAAUAUAUGCCCAGAGAUAGUAAAUGACCUUUCAGAUGUGAAAUUCCCGCACUCUAAUUUGAAGGAUGCUGCUCUGUGACCGACUGAAUGGUUUUUGUGACUGAUGUUAGCAUGGCGGAGCUCUUUCAAAAGGAUAUCAGAUCAUGUGAAUGCAGAGCUGAAAUAUUAAUCAGACCUCAUCAUGAUCAUGCCAUUCAUGAGCUCUUUACGUUAAGCGCGAGACCGUUCUUCAACAUGCAGUAGGUCAAAACUGCUGUAUGUGAACGAAAAAAUAAAUAUAUGCAAAUAUUUAUCCUGGUUUUAUUUGAUUGUUAAAUAUGAGGAAUUGCAGAGAUGAACACACCUUUUCCUUGUUAGCGUUGUGCCUUGCGUGCAUUUAAAAAAAUAUAUAAUGUUGAAGUGCAAUCGAAUAGAUUCAGUAUCGACCCUGGAAACUGCUUGGGAUGCUUUUUGCAAACAACCGACUCGGUUUUACUCAUUAAAUUGAGUUAUUUUAGGGUUUCGAAAGACAUCAGAUCAUCUUUUGAUCAGUUCAAUUAAUCAUCAGUAUCUCAGUUGUGUUUCAAGUGAAAUUGCCCAAUGAUUUCUGGUGAAUUUCGUAACAGGUUAAAGUACAUAGGUAGGUUGUACUGUAGAUUAUUAGAGUAUCAUUUUGGUAUGUCAGCUAACUUUUUAAAACACUAAUAUUGUGACGGUGAAGAUGCUAUUGACAGUGAUGUCAUUUUAACUGCUGGGAUGUAUGGUACAAACCACAGACUGUGGCACUACAACCUUCACAGCCAUCGGCAGUAGUGUACAUAUAAUGGCAUUGCAAAUCCAUUUAAGUAACAAACAGGUAUAAUUCAGAAUGUAAGUGUUUUGCUUAAUUUUUUUAAUCUAUAUAUUUAUAUUUAUUGUUGUCUGAGGGAACAAAAUAGCAGACGUUCAAUAACAGCACUCUGGAGUUUUGCUGACCUGAUUUUAAAACUGCUGCAAAUAUACAUGCUUCAUCUAAUCAUAGCAACAGUGUUUCACCCAAAAUCUCUUGGCAAAAAGUAUUUUACCCUCCCUGGCAAAACUGUAUUGUAUGUUUGUAUUUAUUUUUCUGACUGUCACUAUCUAGUUACGAUUGUAAAGUGUAUGAUACCUUAACAUUUGCAACACACAGCUCUUUCAAUGUGCAUGUACAGCCGUAGUUGUAUUUUUCUUUUUUUUACUAUUGGAAAAUAAGUACAAGACUGUUGUAUGUGUUCUGUGUAAUAAAGUUAAGAAUAUUUUCUUCUA